This is a messenger RNA of Austrofundulus limnaeus, 2133 nucleotides long. It is a transcript of the gene iyd, whose product is annotated as iodotyrosine deiodinase. Gene Ontology annotation, cellular component: plasma membrane. Lineage: Eukaryota; Metazoa; Chordata; Actinopteri; Cyprinodontiformes; Rivulidae. The transcript is spliced from 5 exons. Bases 285 to 1181 code for a protein of 298 amino acids. The record is from RefSeq and is a predicted model, not a curated record. Gene Ontology annotation, molecular function: oxidoreductase activity.
GACAAGACUUUUUGUUUUCUUUAUGGAACUGUGCUUUGAAGUUUUGCUUUUUGAUCGUUUGCAUGUUCACACGGCGUUUAAAGAAUGUGGUGGAAUAUUAACUUAAGUGCAGGACUUUGAAACACAAACUUGGAACUCUUUCAGGCUGGUGCGAUUUUCUGAUGACCCAGUAAAUCUGAAGCUCAAGUGUCGCUCCUCAGGUUCUGACGCAGACUACAGACCCACUUCAGAUAAGAAAAGUGGCGUUUCGCAACAUCGGGUCUGCACUCAGCCGUCACUCAGUCAUGGCUCUCCUGUCUGUCCUCACGCCGGUCCUGGCUCUGGUCCUCUGCCUGGUGAUAGGCUUCUUGUUGUUGAGAUCCAAGAAUACGGAGACCACAUCGAGAGCUCCAGGUCAAACCAAAGGGGCCUCCAAAACAGACUUUAGACCGUGGGUGGACCAAGACUUACAGGAUGAUACAGAAAUUACAGCAAGAGGAGGAGAUGAGGAUGAGUGGGUGGAUGGAAACGAAGAGGAGGACCUUGCCCAUGUGCCCUAUUCACCUCCACGUUACCCCGAGGAGACAAUGCUUCAGAGGUCCAAAGAGUUUUACACCCUGAUGAACCAGCGGCGGUCCGUUCGAUUCAUCAGCCCCGAGCCGGUCCCAAGAGGAGUCAUCGAUAACAUCGUCCUUACUGCAGGAACAGCACCAAGCGGAGCCCACACAGAACCCUGGACCUUUGUUGUGGUGUCAGAACCGGAGACAAAGCAUCAGAUCAGACUGAUAGUGGAGAAGGAGGAGGAGGUGAACUACCGCCAGAGGAUGGGGGAUAAGUGGGUCAGUGAUUUGGCCAGACUCAGGACGAAUUGGAUUAAAGAGUAUUUGGAUGUUGCUCCGUACCUGAUCCUCAUCUUUAAGCAGACCUGUGGAAUUCUUCCAAAUGGCAAGAAAAAGACUCAUUAUUACAAUGAAAUUAGUGUUUCCAUAUCCUGUGGGAUGCUGCUGGCUGCUUUACAGAACGCAGGGCUUGUGACCGUCACAACGACACCCCUCAACUGCGGCCCCCAGCUCAGGCUCCUCCUGAAACGGCCGGUGAACGAGAAGCUGCUGAUGCUGCUUCCUGUGGGUUAUCCUGCUGCCGACGCCACCGUGCCCGACUUGAAACGCAAGCAUCUGGAUGAUAUUAUGGUGCACAUCUGAACAAAUUAGUUUUGGGGUAACAUGGCUCCUCUCAUCUGCCAAGACUGAAAUGCUAUUGCCUAUUUUUGGUUGGUGACUGUAGGAAAUGAUUUAUUUCUUCAAAUGUAUUAAAAGGGUGAAUUUAUAUUUUUAGGACACCAACCCUUUGUGUUAAAUAUGUUGUAGAGCUGCACAAAUAUACUGUAUGUGUUGUUUGCCAUUGCUCAGUGAGUUCAUGGUCUGAAAACAUUUUGUUAAUUAUUACCUGUGUGUUAGCAUAAUGUGAACUGCUGCCUUUUUGAUGUAUUUUAUACAAAAAUACAACAGGUAUCUUGUGAUCUAAACCCAAAGCACACCAUAUAGGUAUUUCCCUUUUAAUAACAAAACUUGACAUUUCCUAAUGUCUCCAAAUGAGUUUCAGUGGUUCAGAACUUGUCUCUAUUUUUUGAGCUGAAAGUCAUACAUUGAGGCCUAACAUUUAUUCUAUCUGAGAGUACAAGUAAAUAGAACAUAUAUUAAGUUGAAGGAACUUAUAUAAAUGUAAGCAUGGUAUCACAAUGGUCCCUGUCAUGGUCAUACCGAGGUCGAGGUUGUGUCAGGAAGGGCAUCCAGUGUUAAGCAAUUCCCAAAUUUUCCACACAACUUUAUUCACUGUGGUGAACCCUGCAGAAAAGAGCAGUCAAAAGAAAAAUAACAACUUAAGUCAGCACAAUUGAUUUAGUUUUGUGAGAACUUUAGAAUUGUAUGUUCAAAUAGCAAAAAUAAUAGUUUGCAUACAACAGCAGACAUAUUAACUUGACUUUUUCAUAAAAUCCAGGUUUAAAUGGGUUAGUUUAGAAAUAUUUUAACAUUUUGUUAAAAUCUUUAAGUUGAAAAAUUAAACUUUUAAUACCCUUUGUUUUGUACCUGUAGAAUGUUUUUAGUUUUAUGUGUGAAAAGCUAAAAAAUAAAUAAAUAAAAACACUUGGAGGUA